UUCCGAUCCAAUUGCUCCGGAGCUUGGAGACGAAGGAGGAGAAAAAAGAAAACCCUCAACCAGUGACACCAAAAUAAAUGUCAAAGAAAAAUGUUGCCAAUCCAACAAAAAACGUUCGCGUUCGCCUUUGUCAAAAGUACAAAUCAAUCCAGGAAAAAAAAACGAUAGCUAUCCCUGUUUUUCCUGUUUACAUCAGGCUCGGUUAUGAAAUGGCGGAUGAUGGUGUAUUUAUUAUUGUUAAAAAAUCUUUGUGAAUAGUGUUGAUAAAAAACUACACGAAAACCUUUAAAGUCUAGACAAUUUAAAUGCCCCUGUCUCUGUACCAUGAUACCCUUUGUUUUCUAUGUGACCUGGACCAAUUGCACCCCUAAUAUGGGGUGAAUGUUUUCAAUGUAAAACGAAGUCAUUGUGCACCGAUUUACCAAAAAAAUUGCAUGCAGGAGGGUUUUGGGGUAGCAAAUCCACUACGGGCGGUUACGUGAUGGAAAUAGACGUUACUCCUGAUGCUAAUCAAGAAAUAAACCCAUUCGGAUUGUGCCGAGUUGAAGAAGAACCUGUACAAAACCAUACCUUAGUUGAUACUGUUGUUAGUAUCACUAGCAACGACCUUGAUAGUACCACAGUUGAUAAUAAAGAAUCGCUGCCGAUUAUCAAUAGCAAAAAGACGAUAAAGCAUGCAUUACGACAACAAGCUAAACGUAGAAAGAAGAAUACAAAUUUAGCCUCAAUUAGUAGUCCGUCUACGUCGUCAGCACUACCGAGAAUUAUUGUUAAAUUACCUACAGAAACCUCAACGACAGAACCUCAAAUAAACAGAACCCCAACAAUGAAAGAAGUCCUAGCCUCGAUUCCAGGUUUUAACUUGAAAACCCGUAAAAGGACUAACAAAAAAUUAUCCACAGCCGCCCAGCUGGAACAAACAAAAGAGGGCUGUAUAGAUUUAGAAACACCAGAUUCAAUUUUAGUAAAUACCAACUUAAGAUUAUUAUUAAACAAAGGAACUUUUGCUUCUUUGCCUGUUUUAUAUCAAAAUAAAUUAGCUCAACUUUUACCAUUGGUUGACAGACAAUUGGCUAAUAAUUCCUCAGAGAAUACUUGUAUAGAAAUCAGCUCUGGAUUGAAUAACGAAUUUUUUGCUAGAGCUUGUUUGGAAUGGCAAGAUCGUUUAGCAGAAGGCGAAUUCACACCAGAAAACCAACAAAAAUUAAAAUCGGAAGCUGACAAAGAACGAAGCAAAUUAGACCCAUGGAAGUUGAAACAUUUUGAACCAAUAUGGGGGGAUAGAAGUUUAGCAGAUAAUGGUGAUUCUUCAGGCAGUAGUACGUCAAAAAUUCAUCGACCCCCAUUAAAAACCACAAUAAAAUUAAGACCUUCAACUACAUCUGCUACAACUAAAAGUAAAGCACCUCCACCACCUCCUGUUAAAAGAGUUAGAACUGUUGGAGCAAUGACAAGGUCUUGUACAAUAUUGAAAGAAGAAAUUUUGAAACCUGCAAAUGAUAAUAAUAAAUCUAUACCUGAUUUAUUGCCUAUUGUAAAACAGACUAAAAAUAAAGUACAAACUGAAGAUGUUCAACAACAACAACAAAAGUCUGAAGAAGUAUUUAUACCAGAAAAAGCUACUGAAGAAAUAAUUAAUAAAGAAUCUUCUAGUAAUAGUGAAAAUUGUAAUAUAGUUAAUUUAAGUGAAGCUAUUUUAGAGACUAAUCAAGAGACAAUCAUUAUAUGUAGAGAAAAUGAGUCAGAAAAAAGGCCUAGAUCGCCAAGUUCUGACGGGUCAGAAGGUAACUCACCUAAACGUAAUAAAUCAAUGAGUCCUCUAUCACCAGAACCCAUGGAUCUUAAAGAUCCUUUAGAUUUAACCUCAGAGGUAGCUAGUGACGAUGAUAAAGUCAGCGAACGUACAUCAGAAAUGGGCGAUUUAUAUGAAAAAGAAGAUGAAAAUAGUAGUAGUUCUUGUAGUAUGCCAACUCAUAAUCUAGAAGAAAUUUCAAGUAGUGGAGCUAUUGAAACUGUAGAUUCAUUACAAUUACACAUAAAUUACAAUAUGGGUGAAGAAAUAAAUGAAAUUAGUCAAAUAGAUGAUAAUUCGUCAAGUACAUCAGCUACUAGCACCAAUACAAACGAACACGAGUCUGAAUUGACUCAGGACCAAGAUGAAACUAUGACGUCCAUGCCAGAUAUAUCAGAACACGUUACUUGUGAAGCUGAAACUAGCAAUAUGAAUAGUGUUAGUUCACAAUCGCAAGAAACUAGCGCUUUAUCUAGCCUAGAAGAAACUAGUAAUACACAAGUAAUUGAAGAAUCUAGUAUUGAAACUUCAAUGGACACUCACCUGGUGAGCGAAAAUAGUGAAAGCGCUCUAGAAAUCAUUGCAAGUAAUUUUCAACCACAGCCUGAGAGCCUUAUGGAAAAUUCCUCAAAUUCAGAUAAUGUUGUCUAUGAAACAUCAAAUUUAGACAAUCCCGAGCUUGAUACAGAAGAGAAAAUCGAGCAACAAAUACAAGAAACAUUUCAAAUGCUGCCCAACACGCUUAUAAUCCAGCAAGAAUCUUUGGUUUUGGAUAAGUCGCAAGAAUUCAUCGAUGUCACUGCAGAAAAACUGGAAGCCAGUGUUGAAGAGGCUGAUUUGGUCACUUUUGCCACUGCCAAAAUUAUUCACGACGAUGACGAUGGGGAAGAUCGGUUCAUCGAUGCGGAAAAUUACGUUUUGGAGUCCGGCCAGAUCACUGUGUCCACCAGCGAGAAGAUUAUCGAGAUUGAGAAGAAGGAAGAGGUCGAUAUACAAGCUGCUUUGUUUGGGGAAGAUGUCAAGACAGUGGCCGAAGAGUGUUGCUGGGGCCUGGUGGAUUCCAGUACCGAAAACUUAUUGCAAGUUCCUACUUUGCACGAACUGGAACCUUCGCCGGUGCCAGUGGGCACUCACAGUGUUCAUAUUCAGGAUGAUAUUGACGGUACCGAUGUGGUUGUGGCUGUGGAAAAUGUCCAGGUUAUCCCAAUGCAAGAAGAACUUGAAGUCCGUCUAGAACAAGGAACGUUUCCUGUACCAAACGACUGGCCCUACGAUGUAAAAAUGGAUUCAGAAAUGGUCGAAGCAGCUCUAGGACCUACCGAAAACGAUCCCACUAAAAUAGCCAUAAAAGAACACUCAAUAUUUCCAGAAUUCAGCCAGGGCAAUCAAGUAAAACUUGAGCUGGAAGUCACGCUGACUCCGGAGAUUGCCAGUUCUGAUGCUUUAAUUACCAGCACGGUCACGUCAAAUAAUAACGAAGCUAAUAUGAUACCUACUUCUUCUGCGGUCACGCCUAAAACUGUCAGCACAGUGAUUCCACCUACUACUAUUGUGUGUUUGCCUUCAAUUGUCAGUACGACUCCUAUUCAGAUUCCAACGGUAAAUGAAGCGGUACAAUGUGGUCCGACAAUAUCGAGGCCCGGUUUAGUGCAGAGCUCCAGCGCCCUGCCCUAUUUGGCACUGAGCACUAGUCAGCCAAUCAGAGCAGUUCCUACCCACAGCAAGAGCAAGCCAAAGAAUAAUAAUAUAGGUAAAGCAGGUAAUAAUCGUAAUCGCACAAACAACAACAAACCACCGCCGGGCGCAGUUAAUUUGGAACGCAGCUACCAAAUUUGCCAGGCGGUAAUACAAAACAGCCCCAACAGGGAUCAGCUCAAGUGCCAACUGAAACCGCCGCCCAGUUUGCUGGCCUCGACCAAUAACAACAAGAAAAUCGACAAUCGGCAGACCCAGUACAGUUCGGUGACAUCUUCACGCGGCAAUAAGACUUUCACGCCUCCGUUGCCGGCUUCUGGAAAUUUCCAGAUUGCAAAUAACAACAAUGGUCUGAAGACGCUGGGUCAGAAAGUCAGGCCGGGAUUGCCAUUCCAGCAACGUCAAGCCAGUCCGCCGGUCGUUGUGCGGCACGUGUUCACUACCUCUGGCCAGGGGAUUCCCGUGACUAUGGCCGUUUUGCCGCAAGGCUCAGCUUUAAGUCCUGAAAUUGUUGAAGGUCAAAAUCCAGUAGGCGCGGUGGGCCAAUACAUUCUCGUCCAAAGAACUGGCGUUGUCGACCAACACAACAACGUCCCUCGAUCAUCUUCGGCACCUCCAGCCCAACAACCCACCAUAGCAGCAGGUCUCAACAACCCACCAGUAGGCAGCAUGUCCCAACUAAUGGCCGGCAGAGGGCGUCCGGCCAGCGUCGAAGCCGACCACCCGACAGUACAACAACCCAACGACUUUAUCGUCCAAUGUCCGAACCCUGGUACCCAAGCGGUUACGCGCCGCCAACGGUUACCGCCCGGAGUGGUUUACGGCGACGUCAGCAUCGAGAGCCACUUGAACAAUUACACGAUAAUCGGCGGCGAAAAUGUUAUUACGGCCGACCAUCCGGCGGCCGUUAUGCAAAACCAGAUGGCGGUGCAACAGCCCAAGCAUCACCAUCAGUUGGAUUCGUGCGCCUGCAACCUGAAAGCGAUGGUCGUGUGCAAAAAAUGCGGUGCCUUUUGUCACGACGACUGUAUAGGGCCGAAUAAACUUUGCCGGACCUGCUUUAUAAGGUAGGUUAGGAAUUUGUCGGUUUUGUUUGUUGGCGUUUCUUAAGGCUCGUUUCUGUUUCUUAUCGGAUAUUGCCAAGCAGAUUUUUAAAGGCGGUUUUACAUUUUGGAUACUUUUUCUGUUGUAAAUACAGUGAAGUCUGGAAUUUGCUCACUAUGUCCAAAAUUACAAAAUUGGUCUUAUGGAAAUUUGGAAAAGCGUUUGUUAUAACUCUUAAAACGGGUUUGCUAUAUCCGAACUUCACUGUACUAUAGUUGGCAGCACUGAAUAUACAAUAUACAAAAAAUAUCAGUUGGAAAUUUAUGAACAUUAUGGUACUUUGAAUUGAUAAACUUCAUGCUAUUUGGGCUUAUUUUGUAUACUUCACUGGUUGACAUUUUUAAGAUUUCAUCAAAUUUACUUUUGUUCAACACUGUGUCGACAUAAAGUACCUACUGAAUGUUUUGAUUGUUCAUAUCCAAGAGGCUUUUAUUUAUUUGAAUCAAGUCAAAUCUCUUAUUUGCAGCUGGUUUUUAAUAGAAGUUCUAUAAGGUUUCUUGGCUUUAAGAAUUGAAUACAUUGUCAAGGAUUUUGGCUUGAAAACUUUGAUAAAAUGCAAUAUACAAAUGUAAAAGGGUCUAUUUGGCGUUGCCGAUUUGUUGCAGGAACAAGGCUUAACUCUAGCUAGUAGUUUUGUUGUUGAAAAUUUCCAAUAUAGUCUAUUUUUUAAUGUAGACUUUAGCGUUGGCUGUACAUUAUUAUUACUGUGUAAAUUUUGGAGCCGAUCGUACACAUACUUUUCCUUUCUUGUUCUUGUGCUACAUUUGAAACAUAAUUUUAUUUUGUAUUUGUGUAAGUAGCCCUGCCAUUUAUUGUAUCCUUUCCAAAAAAACAAUAGUUUAUAACACAAGGUUAGCUAUUAGAAACAUGUUUGCUGGUUCUUCUCACCAUGUUUAUUUAUUUAUUUAUGUAUUCACGGAAUACCCGCAGCAUAUUGAAAUACAAGUUAAUUCUAGAUAAACAAUAUCAGAUUUAAAUCUCAUCUCCGUUCAAUUUUUGACUUAUUUUAAGGUUUCUUCCACUCCUAUAGAGUUUAAAAACUUGUUGCUAAUCCUUGGAUAAUUUCUAUUGAAAAAUAGUUUGCAUAAAAAGUAUCAAAAAUUACCAAUAAUAACUUCCACUUGCGUAAAAUCAAGCUUUUUUCUAAUACAUAAAUAGUCCAGCAGGUAAGUACUUUCUGCUGGAAAGUAUUCCGAAGUUAAUGAUAUCUUGGUAUAUCAUUUGUGGGUAGUCUGUGGAGUAAAAUCUGAGUUUUCGACCUCGAGGAACCUGUACUCACUUGAGGGGAGUCGAAAAACCACGAAAUUUUCGAACUUUUUCAGUUUUUUAUUUAUAUUUUCUAAACCAUGCGUUUUGGUAAUGAUAAUAAUAAUCCUUUAUUUAGCAAAUACACACUAGUUUACAAAAAUUUACAGUUUUACCAUUUUACAAAGCAAAGUACAUUACUAACAGAAACAAUCAAUCAAUAUAAACAAGGAAUCAUAACAAAACAAUCAAAAACAUCAUUGCAAAAUACAACUGUACAAUUAUUAAAAUGGACAAAGACAAGAGUGAAAAUUGAUAAAAUGGACAAAAACCUGAUAAAUAUGUCUCGUUAAAUGUACAAGGACUAUGCUGAUUUAGAAAACAAGAUUAUUUACCCUAACCAAAAACAAUUUCCAAUUUUUCUUGAAACCAUUCAGAGAUAAACUAUUUUUAAUAUUAUUAGGUAACUUAUUGAAAUCAUCCAGGUAUCAUCAGCGAAAAGAUGUAAUCCCAAAUUAUGCUCAUCAUUAACUACAUCCACUAUAUCUUUCACAUAAAGCACAAACAAAAUAGGGCCCAACACACUCCCUUGCGAAACUCCCAAUUCUUUGGAAAUUUGCUCAGACAUUUUUCCAUUCAAUUUUACAAGUCUGUCUUCUGUUAUUUUCUUAUUUUUUCCUGGGCUUAUCGUUGUCACUUUUUUCUCUUCAGAAGAUGGAGCUAUUAAAUUUAAAAUUCGACGUUUCGUCUUCAGGUGGCCAUCAUCGACUUACUUUUUUUAAAUACGGACCUGGAUUUUUUAUUUGCGAUUUUGUCAUCUUUGGGCAUCCUAAAACCGAUAUUGUUUAUAAUCUUUCAAUAACACAGUAAAAAAAGCAGUUCCGUAUUUAAAAAAAAUAAAUUGAUGAAGUUUCCAGACGAACGAAACGUCGGAUUUUAAAUUUAAUACCACCAUUUUGUAGAGAAGAAAAAGUGACAGUGUCGAUAUUAAAUUAGGUUUUCACAAUCUUUUUGAAUAUUAUCAGGAAAAAAUAUAAACUAUACGAAAAAAACAUAAAUUUCUCGUAUUUUUAAAUUUUUUUCUUGAUUUCAUUUACAAAGAUUUUGAAAAACUAGUUUCGCAUUCCCAUUGUCACUCGAAGAAAAUUAACCCACUCGCUAGGGCUCGUGGGUUAAACUUUCUUCUCAUGAAUAAACAUUCAUUUAACUCACUUGGUGUAUAAAUAACUAUUUAUGAGGCUUGAUAAAUGGUUGGCUAUAUUGCAAUAAAAGUUAUUUAAAUCAGUAGCGUUUAAUUUGGAACCCAAACAUUCCUUGAAUCACUUAUUAUCUCCUCGAAGUUCAUUUACAAUUUGCCAGGCUGUCUUCUGCUUGUUAGAAGAAGACGUAAUUCUCUUAACAUAAUAAAGUUGCUUAGUUGCCUUUAUAAUUCUACGAUAUAUUGAUUUUAACUUAUUGAAAUAAUUUACAAAAAAUUGAUUAGACAUAUUGAAUUUUCUUAUAUAGUGGAGACAUCUUAAAUUUUUUGCUGAAACUCUAACUUUCGUAAUCCAACUUUUUUUCUGUUUUUUGUUAUAAAAAUAUUUUUGACCAUGCGGUGUUGCCGCUUCUACUCUAAACUAGUGGCAACAUCACUAUUUU
Messenger RNA from Ceutorhynchus assimilis (cabbage seed weevil), 7477 nucleotides. NCBI's taxonomy places the organism in Eukaryota, Metazoa, Arthropoda, Insecta, Coleoptera, Curculionidae. The record is from the annotation of a GenBank genome assembly.